Molecule: messenger RNA, 2930 nt
Organism: Paramecium octaurelia
Lineage: Eukaryota; Ciliophora; Oligohymenophorea; Peniculida; Parameciidae
Source: the annotation of a GenBank genome assembly
AUGAUCAAUAAAACCACUUAAUUCAAAUCUCUAUUUCAUAGCAACUCAACUUCAUUUUGGGAUACAUGUAAAGUGGAGCACUUUAAUAAUGUGAGCUUAGAAGGAAUGUUUUAAGCAAAAAUAGGCGAAUAAUUGAGUAACGUAAUUGUAAAGGUGAAACUCUCAUACUUGAUCAUAAUCUAGAGAGAUGUACAAAUUAUAUUAUGAAACAGAAAUAACUUAUUGCCAAUAUCGAAAAUGCUAUAAUUUACUUAAUUAGAGAUGGUUGUAAUGAUGUUGGAGUAAGAAUACUAAAGGGAAUGGCACAAUUGGAACUAUAUGGAGACGUAAUUGAGCUUUUUAAAGUGUUGAAGAAAUAAUGCAUUUAAAUAGACUUUGUAUUAAAAUAUAAAGUGAGAAAAUUGAUGGCCAAUGGCGCUUUUGCAAAUGUAAGUGAUAUUAUAAUAAAUGUUAGGUGUUUUUGGCAGAAAAUGCUCAAACCACUGAAUUGUUUGCUAUCAAAUGUUUUGAUAAGAAUCAAAUUUUCAAAAGCUAAAAACAUUUAUAAUCUCUCGAAAAGGAACUUAAAAUUCUCAGAUUGAUGAAACAUAAACAAGUAAUGACUUUAAUUGAGACAUUUGAAACUGUGAGUUAUGUUUUUGUAGUGCAGGAGUAUUUGAGGGGAGGAGACUUACAUGAGUACAUUGCAAAAGUGGGUCAUUUGUCCGAAAGGAAAGUGCAUUCUGUGAUAUCUCAAUUAGUGAGUGGGCUGGACUUCAUUCAUUCUUAAGGAGUCAUACAUAGAGACAUAAAACCAGAGAAUAUCAUAUUGAGAAAUCAAGAUAAUGUUGAAGAUUUAGUUAUUUCUGAUUUUGGAUUGGCAGAUUUUUAUAGUUUUGAUGGCAAUUACUUGUAUAAAUAAUGCGGAACACCUGGAUAUGCAGCUCCGGAAAUUUUGGUGGGUUAGCCAUAUGAUUAUAAGGUAGAUGUAUACAGUUUGGGAGUGCUUUUUUAUACUCUUAUAACUGGAAGAAGACCUUUUUAGGGGAAGAACACUGAUCAAAUAUUUCAAAUGAAUGAGCAGGGGGAGAUCAACUUUCAGAAUAUCCGUAUUAAAGCUGAAGGACUGCAUUUGCUUAAGAGAAUGCUGGAAUUUCGGCCAGAACAUCGUUAUUCGUUAGGAAUGAUUAAAUAACAUGUCUGGUUGUGCAGAAUCAAUUAUCAGAGCCAUUCAAGUUUGCAAUAAAUAAAUGUGCCUGAAAUUACAAAGGAUGGAGGAAGUACUACUCCCAGGAUACUUAUGACUAAAACCUGUUUGGGAAAGUAAGUUCUCAUGACUGAGCAAGACUAGAACACAGAAAGAAAGCAUUAGCGAUAACAUGGAGGCAGAUACAAUUAUUCGAUUGGAAAUUUUACAAAUUUGUAAGGAAAUAUAUCUUGAUUUACGAAUUCUUUUUUUAUUUUGUGAUAUUUGUUAUUUUUAAACAUUGCAAAUCAUACUUGAGUAUAAUUAUUAUUAUUUAUUAAUGUCAACAGGUUAUGAACGUAUUGAUCAAGAAACUCUUAGAAGAGAUGAUUAACUAAAUGGAUUAUUAUAGAGAAUCAGAGAGGAUGUGAUGAAAGGCUAUAUUGUAGAGGUCAAAACUAGAGCCAAUACCCAGAAUCAAGUAAGGAAAUUGGUCAAAUUAGUUAGACAACAACUCUAAAUAAAGUUCUAGAUUAUCGUCAAUGAGUAAUUCGAUAGUUAAACAGCCAAUGAUUCAAUAAAAUGAUUAAGUUAAAGAUCUAAAUGAAAUCGUUCUUGCUUCAUAACGGGAUCAAUAAUAAAUUUCAAAGAUUUCUAAAACAUUCAGCGCCUCUCCUCCUAAAGUCAGAAGUGAGAUAGUUAAACCUGUUGUAAUGAAUUUUGAAUUAUCUCCGGAUUAAACCUAUAAUACGAUUCCAAUCAAGGAGGAACUUUAAACUCCUAAAACCAUUUCUCAAUAAUUGGAUGAAAUAGAAAAAUAAGCAAAUUCUGGUGAUUUUCAAACCUAUAUUAAAAGUUUAAAGUCAAUACAUUCUUAGCUCUAAAAAGAGAUAAUAGAAAAUGAUCAUGAUUGCAAUUAUAUGCUCACCUAAGCAGUAUAGACUGUUAGAACUAUGUGUUUAUUGACAAAAUUUUAUAAAUAAUUAGGAGAUUUCAAGAACGCUAUUAAAUAGUUAAAAUCCAUUCAGAAACAAUUCAAGAUUUUAGAACCAAAUUUAGUAGGAAAAAUUCUCGUUGAAUUAGGAAAAUUACACUUUCUCAAUCAAACCUAUUAAACUGCUCAAUCCACAUUUUAUGAAGCUCUCAAACAUUAUGAAAAGUUGGAAUGGAAGUCUGAUAUAGCUCACAUUUUGCUUUGGAUGGCUAGAUUGCAUGCUUGGACAAGUAAUUCAGAAUUUAUAUUUAGGGAAUUUCGAUCUCUCAAAAAAAUUAAUUUAUGGUGCAAUAGCCAUUCUUAAGGAAUUCCUUCCAGAAGAUCACGAAUCAAUAGCUGAAGCCUAUGUUGCUUUAGGAGAAUGCAGUUAUAUUUAAAAACAUACAGAUGAAGCUAUUGAAUUUCUGAUGAAGGCAGUCAACAUCAAACAUAAAAUCUAUAAGGACUAUAAGAAUCUCAAUUUUGUUGAAGCAUUCAAUCUUUUGGGACUGACAUAUGGAUUAGUACCAGAUGUUUAAUAAUCACUCAAUUACUUUAUAUAAGCAUUAUAAUGUUUUCAGUAAAUAUCCAAUCCUAAUUAGAUACAACUGUGUUCAAAGAGCUUAAAUACUUAAUAAUAUAGCAGUUGUCUAUUAAGCAUAAGGAGAUGUAGAUAAAGCUAGCAAAUGCCAUUUCAGGGCCAAAGAAAUUUACUCCACUUUUUUACCAAAUUAGCAUAGUUAGAUGUAAAGAUUAAUUUUAAAUUAAACUUGUCUAUCUCCCCCUAUGUGA